ACUGAUCAGCAGCCGCUCGCCGCUCAGGCGAAUACUCAUCCGGCAGCAACUGAGAGAGGAACCUUUGAGGAAGAACAGCGAGGAGAAAAAUGGGAAAGAGAGAAAUUGGUGGAAUCAGCCAUGAAAGGCAACGAUGCGUCCCACGAUGCUGCGCACGCCUUUAGAGUGCGGGACCUCGCUAUUUCCCUUGCCCGUGAAGAGGGUCUUUCUACUUCUCCCGAUUCCAUGCUCAUUGUGGAGUUAGCUGCCCUUCUACAUGACAUAGGGGACUAUAAAUAUAUGAGAGAUCCAUCGGAAGGGAAGAUUGUUGAGGACUUUCUUGUAAAGCAAGGAGUAGAUGACGAUAUCAAGACGAGGAUAUUAAACAUCAUAAAGGGAAUGGGUUUCAAAGAGGAAGUUGGGGGGCUUAAGCCGGGUACACAUUAUCCAGAAUUUGGAGUGGUGCAAGAUGCUGAUCGUCUUGAUGCAAUUGGUGCUAUAGGAAUUGCUCGUUGCUUUACCUUCGGCGGAAGCAGGAACAGGGUGCUCCAUGAUCCCAACAUUAAACCUCGAUCAGAUUUGUCCAAGGAAAACUACAUGAAUAAAGAUGAGCAGACAACCGUGAAUCAUUUCCAUGAGAAGCUUCUCAAGUUGAAGAAAUUAAUGAAAUCCAAGGCUGGUCAGAGAAGGGCGGAAAGAAGGCAUAAAUUCAUGGAGGAGUUCCUGGAAGAGUUCUAUGAAGAAUGGGACGGGAGGGCUUGAAGAAGGUACUUCCCUUUUCCCCCUCUUCCAAUGUCAGCAUUUCAUUCUAGCGAAAAUGCAGAAAGUAACGAGAUACGCAUCAUCAACCCUGAAAAUGGAAUAUCAAACUUGAAACUUUAUGGAAGAAUUGGUGCUUGUAAACUAGAUAUGUUUGUUGUAAUCUAAUUCGAACCAAAUGACUGAGUUGCUUGUCUACUUAUAUUUCUCAACUAUUAAGUUGCAAUAAUAGCGGUGAAAAGAAACAUACUAGUAGCA
This is a messenger RNA of Sesamum indicum (sesame), 996 nucleotides long. RefSeq names its product Metal-dependent phosphohydrolase. The record is from RefSeq and is a predicted model, not a curated record. NCBI's taxonomy places the organism in Eukaryota, Viridiplantae, Streptophyta, Magnoliopsida, Lamiales, Pedaliaceae.